AUGUGGACACCAUCCGCGAUAUUGACAGCUACUCCGCGCUCGACAAAGCCAUUUGUUUUUGGCCACAUUGACGUCGUUCGAGCACUUCUCAGACAUGGGGCGGACGUGAACGCUUGUGACGAUGAUUAUUUUACUCCACUUCACCUUGCUGCUCAAGAAGAUCAGGCCGAUGCGAUUGAUGCGUUGAUCCAGGCAGGGGCCAACACCGAGGCCAGCCGGGGCCGUCGGUGGACGCCCCUGUUCUCUGCGAUGGAGUACUGCAGUAUCAGCGCCAUUUACACCCUCCUGCGGCACGGCGCAUCCUUGACAGUGCAAGACACGGAUGGAGACACGCCGUUGCACCGGGCGUGCUACUGGCAGCAUAAAGGCCUGGAGGCGACCGUGGGCCUCUUGCUGCGGUCGGGAGCGGACGAAACAGCCGUGAAUAGCGCUGACGAGACUCCCGCAGAUUUGCUCGGUUAUCUCGACGAUGACGAUGGUAAAAGAUAUUCCGAAGCGGAGAUCGAGCGGGUGCGGCUGUUGCUGGCUCGGGCUCCGACCAACCGAGCGUGGCUUGGCCGUUGCUGGCUCGUGAUGCUGCGCUCUUGCGCAAAGACAGGUAGAGCUUCCACCGACGAAACCGUCGGUGCUGAUGAAGAUUCAAACGAUGCUGGUGACAGGAAGAGCGGAAAGUUCAAGGGGGUGAGGAGGGAGAAUGGGGAGAGCGCUGGUAGUUGGGUACGCUCUCGGAUGAACGGCGCCGGCGAAGUUGGAGUCGAGGGUGGGGCGGGAGGCUGGGCGAGCAUUGUGGCCUCCGUGGUAGGGCUGGAGCCGGAGAAGGUGUUCCGCUCGAUUGUGGGCUUCCUGUGAAGAUAGACGGUGGUCUCGGGAGAUCUCAGGAGAUAUUUACAGGCACGAGCCCCACUUGUUGGGUAUAGUUGGGGUGGUGGUACUCGUACCGAGGGCUCUGUGCACCGAUACACUGGCUGUGGCCUGUGGACAUUACGUACGUAUGCCUGACUAGAACGCGUGGCCCGUGCGUCGUUCCGAUACCCGUGCUUCGAUCAACACCGACAUGACACCAACAUAAUUUGCUGUGUUUUUGCAAGGCACGAAUUUUGUGUUGGUUUAGCCUUUCUGCCUGCUUCUCUCAUGUCUACCAUGUCGCACAGACAAACCGGGAAAAUCAAAUUUCAAAUUUGCGACCCUCAAACUCACUUCUAGCUGCCCUCUACCACCACCGCAACAGCAUUGUAGAGUUUCCUCUUGCAGGGUUAGACGUGUGAUUUUAAAGAAGAGCUAACGGGAACCACAUGUAAAUCCGACAGUGUCUCUUGUCGCUCUUUUUUGUUCUGUUCCAAAAGGGAGCCGGCCCCUCAAGCGCAGAUCGAUCGCUAUCCACGAAUUCUGAUUUCCCGGCAGUGCUAGCGCUGGCGCUCCUACCUCCGGGACCGGCGAGCGGAACACAUCAUUUUUUCUUGGUCGUGGUGGCUACCCACAAGGCCUUGCAUCAAAUCUGGGCAUGUUUUGUUUGCUGCCGCAUUGUGGGAUGGACAGACGAGGGUAUCUGUGGACGGGUAGAACACGAAAGGGGAAGCUUUUUAGGAGCGUUUUGUCUCAGUCAAAUGAGUGUUGACUGUCUAGCGCCGAGGGGCGGUUCUUGGGUUGGGUAAAUGGUGCUUAGAUGCUAAGGUUACGCAACCGUCUUGCGGAAUGUAGCAGUACAUUUGCUGAAGGCAGGACAAUCCCAGACG
Molecule: messenger RNA, 1733 nt
Organism: Ectocarpus sp. CCAP 1310/34
Lineage: Eukaryota; Phaeophyceae; Ectocarpales; Ectocarpaceae
Source: the annotation of a GenBank genome assembly